This is a messenger RNA of Monodelphis domestica (gray short-tailed opossum), 4032 nucleotides long. The record is from RefSeq and is a predicted model, not a curated record. Lineage: Eukaryota; Metazoa; Chordata; Mammalia; Didelphimorphia; Didelphidae.
UGGUAAACAAUUUGAUCUGGGUUAUACAUAUAUUAUCAUGCAAAAUAUUUCCAUAUGUAAAAUUGAGAUUUGAACUCUGGACUCCAUUCCCCAGGAGUCCUUGCUAGCUCCCAGAAUGCCCUCUAAUCUCACUUAAUUCUCACCUGGGACGAAAACAAAAUUUUAUUUAAAGUGUCUUCCCCUUAGGCAGGGCUCUCUUUUUUUUGGACUUCCGUUUUGGAGCAGAGGCAGACAUCUCUUCCAUGAUGUGAGGUGAUUUUGUCUAGGCCUCUGGCCUAGGCACAUGUUUCUUAUCCUGUAUUUUCUUUAAUCCUUAGUCUCUAAUAAACCUCUAAAAAUUAUAAUACUCCUUGCAGAGAGAAACUAAUUUCUACCUGCCUCAGUCUCCCCUAAAUUUUAAUCUUUACACAUAUUAUUCAUUUUUGUAAGAGAAUAAUAAUAAUAUAAAAUCAAAACCCUAAAAACCCAUAUGAACUAAAGUGAAAAACAGAAUGCUUUAUCUACAUUCCAACUCAGUUCUUUUGCUGGAGGUAGUUAGCAUUCUUUCUCCUAAGUCCCUCAGAAUUGUACUGGAUUAUUAUAUUUCUGAGAGUAUCUAAAUCUUUCACAGUUGAUCAUUCCACGGUAUUGCUCUUACCAUGUACAAUAUUCUCCUGAUUAUUCUUAUUUCACUCUGCAUCAGUUCAUAUAGGUCUUUCCCAGCUUUUUCUGAAAUCAUCCUGUUCAUGAUUUCUUAUAGUUCAGUAGUAUUCCAUCACUGUCACAUACCACAAUUUGUUCAGCCAUUUCCCAAUUGAUGAGCAUUGCCUCAAUAUCCACUUAAAGUUGUUUUUUUAAGCCUGCUUCUCUUUUUUUUCUAUACUUUCUCCUUUGGGGAUCUCAUUUAUUCUUGUUAUUUCAAUUAUGAUCUUUAUGCAGGUGACUUUCUACCCCCAACCUCUACCAGUAGUUCUAAUGCUAUGCAAUCUAAAGGCCUGUUGGGUAGCUUUAAUACUUCAGUUAGCUAUCAUUUUUCUCAUAUGAUAAGGCAUGAGUCCCAUCUUUUUAUCUCAUGAACCAAAUAGGUGAAAUAUUAUUUGAAUUUAAUGUUUAGGAGACUAUCCCCAAACUUUUGCAACUACCAUGGCUCAUCUGUGGCAUGUUCUUGAUGCUAGUUCAUGCAACAUAUUUAUUGAACAUCUGCUUUCUAUAUGCAAGGCAUUGUACAAGGUGCUGUGGACACAGAGGUGAACAGUCCCAGCCCAUAUGGAAUUUAGAAUACUGUAAUUGAGCUUCUAGAUCUUCAGUGGAAAAUGGGUAUGGCAGUGAGCUCAGACAAUUGCAGAUCUCUUAAGUCUCCUUAUGUGGCAUUGAUGCUAAAAGUGGCAGAUCAGUCAGGCCAGAUAACAAACAAGUCCUUUGAAAUGACAAUUCCACAAUUUCAGCAUUUCUUCAAACAGUUUAAAGAAAUGGCUGCUGUUAUUGAAACUGUGUAAAAACUACUCGCCUUGUUACCUUUGUAAAAUAAUGUAUUUCAUUUGAUGUAAACACAAUUCCAUAAAGAUUGGAUGCUAUUUCUUAAAUGUAGAUGUAAUUUUUUUGUCAUUUUCAUAGGGUAAGAUAGUACUGUUUUAGGCUUUAUUCAUGUGUUACAACAUCUCAGAAUCUCAUAUUUAAAUAAGUAUUGUAUUGACAAUUACAAAUAAACUUGACAAAACAAAGAUGCUUAAAUAAGGUAACUUGAACAUGCAGUAAUUUGUAGGAUUAGUAAAAUGGUGGUAUAAGAGAGAAAAGAAAAUUUUAACUUAUUUGAGUUCAGGUUCAAAAAGUGGCUCGAUCAAAUAUAAAUUUAUGAAACUAUCAACAUUAGAAACUGGACAAAGCUAUCCUUGAAUGCCAACACAAACAGAGAGUAGAUGAAUUCCUCUAUCCAGAUGAAUCUAUACAAAGCAUACUAAGUUCUCACUUUGGAGAUGGAAAAAGAUUUUAAUGCAUUAUCUUACUAACUAAUGUAAUUAGAGCAAAGAUAUGGCAUUGAAAAAUUACAUAGAAAUAAUUGCCAGUGAGUUUUAUAGGAAUGUUAGGAAGUAUUUGUGCAAGAGUUCAUAGUUAAGUAAAAUGUAUAAUGUUGAUGAAACAGUGUUGUUUUGCAGAGGUUACCCAGCAAAGGUUAUGUGUGUUCAAAAUGCUCACAGAUCUUUCCUUAUGCUUUAAUUACAGGAUUAUAGAUUUAGAAAUGGGAAUUUUUGAGGUCAUCAAAUAGUUUAAUCACCAUUUGAGGCCCAGAGAGUUUAUAAUUUGCACAGAGUCAUACUGACAAAAAUAAAUGAAAACCAAAAUUUGAAUCUUUGUCUUCUGACUCUAAAUCCAGGACUCUUUCCACUGGACUACCAUUGUUCAUAUACCUCGAAGAUAUGUGAACUGAGACUUGGGAGACUUGAAUUUUCGUCUCCAUUCUGCCACUAAACUACUUCUGUACUUUGGAUAAGUCAUUUAACCCCUCUUUUUAUCUUUCUUUAUUUGUAAAAUGAGAGGGUUGGACCAAAUCUUUUAAGUUUCCUUCUACCGCUAAAAUUUCAGAAUCAGAGGAAAAUCUGAAUUAUUAUUAUGUCAAGGAAUAGUUUUUCUAAACUGAAAUUUUAUGUAAUAGAUAAAGAAACCAAAUUUAUUUCUAGUAACUGGAACUUCAAAUCUAUUAGUGUUUUCAAACAAGAAGUGUGGCUGGAUCAUUCUAUUUUUAGGUGAUAACACAGAAAAUAUUUUGUGCCACAGAUGUUAAAAAAUUUGAAAUUUGGAGACCUGACCAAAAAAAGAAAAAACUGUGUCUUUUAAUGUAAUUAUCCUUGCCUUAAUAGCAAAAUAAUUGGCCCUUCUACCUGAAAAGUAAUUUUUCUUAGAAUCUAGUCAGAUACCAUUCUGCUCCACAUUUUUCACAUCCAUGGGAUUGGUGACAUUUGAGUUAGGUCUUGAAGGAAGACAAUAAUUAGGUAGAAGUAUGAGGUAUAACUGUAUACAAGUAUGCUGAGGUAGGAGAACUUUAUAUGACUCUGGGAAUUAUGAAUAAUUCUAGUUUAAUUGGAACAAAGAGUGUGUGUACGGGGAAGUAGAGUGAAAUACUACUUAGACACUGAUUGAUUUGAAGAAAGCCUUGAAUACCAAGUCAAACUGUCUGUAUUUUACUUGGUAGGUGAUGAGGAGCCUUUUAGGAUCUUUGAAUCAAAGAAUGAUGUAAUCAAACUUAGACAUUAGAGUCAUUUGAAUCAUCAAGCCUCCGAAUCAAAUAUUUCUGUGGUCGAAAUACAGUGGGUUGAAGAUGAGACGAGACAGGGAGAGCAUUUAGGAGACAAAACAGUAAUCCAAGCAAGAGAUAAUGAGAUCCUGGUCUAGAGUGUUGGAAUAGGAGUUGUAGAAAGUAAUUAGAUGCAAGAAUGAACUGUAAAAAGCCACAAGAAUGCAGUUUCAAAACCAACUUUGCACAUCAGUCUGCAUGGUACAAUACUGCAGAAAUUUAGCACUUGGGAUUUAUUAAGAAAUUUUAAUAAAAGAUUUGACAAACAUGAGAUCCAAAUCCAACUCUGGCCUCCAACACUUCAUACCUGUGUGAUCCUGCUCAAGGGCAAGGUUAAAUGUUAACCCCCAUUGCCUACCUUCACCGAUCGCCUGCCUUUUGGAACCAAUACUUGGUAUUAAUUCUAAGGCAGAAGGUAAGGGUUUUAAAAAAAAAAAGAUUUGACCAAGAAAGAUAUUUUUACAAAUCAUAGCGAAGAAAAACACCGUCAUUAGAUAAUGAGUUUUUUUGGUGUUUCAUCUGUCACUCUUUAAAGCUUAUAUAGUUAUGUACCAGUUAAUGACUUUAGGCAAGAUUACAGAGGCAGUUAAGUCUAUAAGAUCAAUAUUUAAAAAUUUUCAUUUUCUGACUGUGACAAAUGCCAACAAAUAUGAACAUUGUCAUAUACAAAGAACAAAAAUGAAAAUUGUAUAUCAAACCAUGAAUUUUCAUUAAGUUUAUUUCAUUUUUAAGUUUGUAAUAAAUUCAACAUGCCAAUUUCAAAA